Messenger RNA from Ricinus communis (castor bean), 2114 nucleotides. RefSeq names its product low affinity inorganic phosphate transporter 8. Bases 29 to 1666 code for a protein of 545 amino acids. The record is from RefSeq and is a predicted model, not a curated record. Lineage: Eukaryota; Viridiplantae; Streptophyta; Magnoliopsida; Malpighiales; Euphorbiaceae. The transcript has a single exon. Gene Ontology annotation, molecular function: phosphate transmembrane transporter activity. Gene Ontology annotation, cellular component: membrane. Gene Ontology annotation, biological process: phosphate ion transport; transmembrane transport.
UUAGCUGCUGAGUAAGAACUUCUCAGAUAUGGCAGAUGGAACCAAAGCCAUCUUCUCAGCACUUGACGGUGCUAAGACUCAACUCUAUCAUUUCAAGGCAAUCGUGAUCGCUGGUAUGGGGUUCUUUACUGAUGCUUAUGAUCUCUUCUGCAUCACUGCUGUCACCAAGCUUAUUGGUCGCCUAUACUACUUUAACCCUGACCUGCCUAAGGCUGCACCUGGUAAACUUCCAGACGAUGUCAACAACGCAAUAACUGGAGUUGCUUUAUGUGGAACUCUAGUAGGCCAACUCUUCUUUGGGUGGCUAGGGGAUAAGCUCGGUAGGAAGAAAGUUUAUGGGAUAACUCUAGUUACCAUGGUGGGGUGUGCCUUGGCUUCUGGCCUUUCCUUUGGCUCCUCAGCUAAAAGUGUGGUGGCCACUCUCUGCUUCUUCCGUUUUUGGCUCGGAUUUGGCAUUGGAGGGGACUAUCCACUCUCUGCUGUAAUAAUGUCUGAAUAUGCUAAUCAAAAAACCCGAGGAGCAUUCAUUGCUGCUGUCUUCGCAAUGCAAGGCAUGGGAAUUCUGUUUGCAGGAGCUGUAUCCACGAUUGUAUCCAAGGCGUUCAUGAAUGCUUUCGACGCUCCAUCAUUUAGCGAUAAUCACAUCCUAUCUACUCAGCCGGAAGCAGAUUUCGCUUGGCGGAUCGUGCUCAUGCUUGGUGCAGUCCCUGCAGCUUUGACCUUUUAUUGGAGAAUGAAAAUGCCUGAAACUGCUAGGUACACUGCCUUAGUUGAGGGAAACCACAAGAAGGCUGCUGCAGAUAUGGCAAGGGUGCUUGAAUAUGACAUUCACGUAGAAGAAACAGGUUCCAAGGCCGCUGCUAAUCCCACCUCUUCAUACGGACUCUUCUCUGCCGAGUUCUUUAGGAGACAUGGGAUUCACCUUCUCGGUACAACUAGUACCUGGUUCUUAUUAGAUAUUGCCUUCUACAGUCUGCAAUUGACACAGAAAGAUAUCUACCCAGCAAGUGGACUGGUACAUAAGGCCUCCACCAUGAAUGCAUUAGAGGAGAUGUACCAUCUCUCUAAAGCAAUGACCAUUAUUGCACUCGUUGCAACUGUUCCCGGGUACUGGUUCACUGUCUUCUUGAUUGACAGGAUUGGGAGGUACUUAAUACAACUGGGUGGUUUCCUCCUCAUGUCGAUUUGCAUGGCAAUCCUCGGAAUUCAGUAUGGAAAUCUGAGAGGAGAGAAAUCAAAGUGCGGGCCAACUGACAAAACGGAAUACUGCGAUGGCAACCCCAUAUUAUUUGUGGUUCUCUUUGGGCUCGCCCUCUUCUUUGCAAACUUCGGACCCAACAGUACAACCUUCAUAGUUCCAGCAGAGCUAUUCCCUGCGAGAUUUCGCUCAACCUGCCACGGUAUAUCCGCUGCAGCCGGAAAAGCUGGAGCUAUAAUAGGUGCAUUCGUUGUACAGACGUACACGCUAGAUGGGAAUGCAAAGAAUAUCAGGAAGGCAAUUAUAGCACUGGCUGCGGUGAAUUUGGUUGGGUUUUUCUUCUCUUUCUUGGUGCCAGAAACAAAAGGCAGGUCACUGGAGGAGAUCUCUGGAGAGGACAAGGAAAUUGAAGCUGGACGUCCCAAUGAGAAUGGUAGAAACUACCAUGGUAGUGCUGAGACGAUUUAAUUGCCACUUCUCCGCCAUCGCUAGCUAUUAGUACUGCACGCAUGCAUUCAUCAUUAUUUAAUAAGAACAUAAUCGUAUAAUCAUCUCCUUCUUCGUCUUCAACAAUCAAUAAUAAUAAUAAUAAAAAUAAAGGAUGGGAAAUCACAAUUAACGUACUUUCGCAAUGUAACUAAAGGGAGUGUACCAUUGUUGUUACCCAUUCAUAAAGAAAUUUUCUUUUUUCUUCAAGUAAAGCUGCUCUCUCUUCUUAAUUUCUACCAUGUUUGCAGUUUGGCAAUGAACCUGUAAUGCUACUAUGAUACAGCAUGGGUGCGUCAACAUUGUAAAAAUCUUUGUUUGCUUGUUAAACCUACGGGACACUGCUACUGCUAUUUUAAUGUAUAUCUUAUGCCUGAAUUUUAGAUUAAUUUUAUUUCUCUCCUAAAAAUGCUAAACCAUUUUAUAUCCA